AGGAAGCUGUGGGGUUGAAACAACGACAACGCAGGCCGGAAGCAGGGGGGAGGGAGCGGGGACCUCGCUUCCCCCCCUUUCCCCCCUCUCCGUCAUUUCACCUUUCGCUUCUGUAGGACUUGCUCGGCGAGAGUUGUGGAGAAGACGGUGUGGGGCCUCUUCAUUCUCUUUCUUUGAUUUCCACUCCAGGUUCUCGGAGGCGGUCUGUGACCUGCGAGCAACCGCCUGAAGGAAGGAGGAAAUGGGUGCGGGGAUCAGCACUGGUUUUCGCUGAGUGGGUUGCAAGUCAUUGUUAAGAGAUGGUUCAAGAAAAUCUACCUCACAAAUUCCGUUUGUUUGCCCAUGUGCUGCAUCAUUGGAGAUCUCAACAGGAACUUGUCAGUUAUUUUUGAAAGUCUCAGGAUAACAUAUGGACAUCAAUACAGGUCAAUGUAUUACACUCUAGGAAUGGGCCAAAAUAUGAAGCAUUCUCAAUUCAGCAGGCCAAUCUAUUACCCAUAAAGGUGUUAAGAACGCUUAACAACACUUCAAACAGUACUCUCUAGAGUUCUUAAUUAUUCAGGAAAGGUAGCUUGAUCUCUUCUGAAAUCAACUGACUUUCUCUAAUCUUGUCUUGGAGAUAUUAAAUGGAAUGCAGUCAUGUCUACCCAUGAAGGAAUACAGAUCAACACUGACUAUGCUGUCGCUUUGUUAGAACAGUUAAAAUCAUUCUAUGAACAGCAAUUGCUAACUGACAUUGUUUUAAUUGUCGAGGGCACUGAAUUCCCAUGUCAUAAGAUGGUUCUUGCUACGUGCAGCUCUUACUUCAGGGCAAUGUUUAUGAGCGGGUUGAGUGAAAGCAAGCAGACACAUAUUCAUCUGAGGAAUGUGGAUGCAGUCACUUUUCAGAUUAUAAUAACGUAUGCUUAUACGGGUAAUUUGGCAAUAAAUGACACAACAGUUGAACAGCUUUAUGAAACAGCAUGUUUCCUACAGGUCGAUGACGUGUUACAUCAGUGUAGGGAAUAUUUAAUUAAAAAAAUUAAUGCUGAAAACUGUGUGCGGCUUUUGAGUUUUGCUGAUCUUUUUAGCUGUGAGGAGUUAAAACAGAGUGCUAAAAGAAUGGUGGAACACAAGUUUACAGUUGUAUACCACCAAGAGGCUUUCAUGCAGCUCACACAUGAUUUGUUGAUAGAUAUUUUGAGCAGUGACAAUUUAAAUGUGGAAAAAGAAGAGACAGUUCGUGAAGCUGCUAUGUUGUGGCUGGAAUAUAAUACAGAAUCCCGAUCACAGUAUUUGUCAUCAGUUCUUAGCCAAAUAAGAAUUGAUGCACUUUCUGAAGUUACACAACGAGCUUGGUUUCAAGGCUUACCACCAAAUGAUAAAUCAGUAGUGGUUCAAGGGUUGUAUAAAUCUAUGCCGAAGUUUUUUAAACCAAGACUUGGAAUGACUAAAGAGGAGAUGAUGAUCUUCAUUGAAGCUGCUGCUGAAAGUCCUGGUAAUCCUUACUCUUCAGUAUGUUACAGCCCACAGGCUGAGAAAGUUUACAAACUCUCUAAUCCUCCUGCUGAUCUCCAUAAAGUUGGGACACUUGUAACUCCUGAUAAUGAUAUUUAUAUAGCAGGUGGGCAAAUCCCACUGAAAAGUACAAAAAUCAACUACGGUAAAACUAGCAAAUUUCAAUUUGCCUUCCGUACUGUGAAUUGUUUCUACUGGUUUGAUGCCCAGCAAAAUACAUGGUUUCCAAAGAGUCCAAUGCUAUUUGUUCGUAUAAAGCCAUCUCUUGUUUUCUGUGAAGGCCUUAUCUAUGCAAUUGGUGGAGACAGUGUUGGUGGAGAACUUGACAGAAGAACUGUAGAAAGAUAUGAUACUGAGAAAGAUGAAUGGACCAUGGUAAGCCCUCUGCCCUGUGCUUGGCAGUGGAGUACAGCCGUUGCUGUUCAUAAUUGCAUUUAUGUAAUGGCACACAACUUGAUGUAUUGUUACUUCCCCAGAUCAGAUGCUUGGGUUGAAAUGGCUACAAGACAAACUAAUAGAUGCUUUGCUUCAGCUGCUGCUUUUGGGGAUAAAAUAUUUUAUAUUGGAGGCUUGCAUGUUGGUGGCAAUCUUGGUAUAGGAUUACGUCCUCGGAGUGUAACUGGACCUUCCCUAGCAGUGGAAGUUUAUGAUGUGAAUAAAAAUGAAUGGCAAAUGACAGCCAAAAUCCCUGCCAAGCGGUAUUCUGAUCCCUGUGUCAGAGCUGUUGUGAUUUCUAACACAUUGUGUAUCUUUGUACGAGAAACGCAUAUGCAUGAAAGAGCCAAAUAUGCUACAUACCAAUAUGACAUGGAACUUGAUCGUUGGUUCUUGCAACAGGAUAUAUCUGAGCGGGUACUCUGGGAUUUGGGAAAAGAUUUCCGAUGCACUGUGGGAAAACUAUAUCCAUCUUGUCUUGAAGAGUCCACAUGGAAACCUCCAUCAUACCUAGUUUUUCCUUAUACAGAUGAUGAGUUUGAAAUUGAGGAGGAUGUUCCAUUACCACCUGUAUAGCUCCCUUAUUCAGAUACUGCAUGCCUAUAACUAAUGAACAUUGUAUUUGAGAGACUAGAGCUGCAAAAUGAAAUGUUAAGUUGUCUUGUAUGUAUGCCCUAAUUUUUUUGUGGCCAUUGAGUUUAAAUCAGUAAAACAUAUUACUAGAUAUGCCUUCAUAAUAUCAGUCCCUCUGAUAGUUGAUGGAAAACCUCUCUCUCCCUCUCCCUCCCUCCCUCUCACACACACACGUGUGUGUGUUUGUGUGUAUGAUCAUAUAUGUAUCAUGAUUAGAUGUAUUAUCUAUAUAUUUCAAGCUUAAAUCCUCUGCUUAUUGUCUGAAUUUUUAGUCCUGUGAGUUCUGGAACUUUUCACAAAGCAGCUUCUACUUCUAGAAAGUUAUAUUAAUUGCUCAAAAUACCUUUGUUAUAUUUAAAUCUGGAAAUAUCUGUACGUGCUAGUUAUAUAAAUUGUGUAGCUGAAUGAAAUGUGCUGCACUCAAUACACACAGCUGUAUUGAUGUAAUAAUACCAUGUAAAAGAAUAAAAUCCCAUGGAUCUACCUGUGGUAGGAAGGGUAGAUCUUCCAUUUUAUGGUGAUAUGCAGGGCAAAAUGACUGCAGGUUCAGUCGAGCUAGAUGAUGCUGAUGACUAGGUGCAUGUAUUUUCACUAACAUACCUGUUUAUUUAGAAUACAGGUCUUCCGAGCAGCUGGUAGUUUACCAGGUGUGAACUGACAUUGCUGGGCUUGCAGUAAGAAUUGCUAGCCCUUCAUAGUGCGGGUCUCUGGAGCUUUUAAUCAGUAAACAGCUCUAUGUUCUGUAUUUUGGAAACAUUGGCUCAUUAAUAUUAGUUCCUGCUACUUAUUUUCCCCUACCCCAGUAUAUACAAAAGUAUAGUGUGAAUUAACCACAUCUUUAUUUUUGUUAAUUUAUAUUACUGUAGUAUGUCUUUGUAAAAUAAUCUUAUAAUUGUUUGUCUCUUAUUUUUUCCUGUGGGGUUGGGGGAGAUAAAUUUUGUUCAGGAAUAUUUUGUGCAGAGGAGAGGUUGUCUGAUGCUGCUCUGGCAUUAAUCCCAGGAACCACUAGCAGAAGUAAGGCACCAUCAAUCUCACAUGAGACCAGAUACUUCAUGAUGGAUCAUACCAGCAUGUUCAGCUGCAUUAUGUUCUGGCACUGUAUUUUGAAUGAUAUUAAUUUAUUAAAAAGAAUCAGUUUGUUCUCCCCCCCCCCUCA
Thamnophis sirtalis is the source of this 3721-nucleotide messenger RNA. RefSeq names its product kelch repeat and BTB domain containing 2 (gene KBTBD2). The record is from RefSeq and is a predicted model, not a curated record. Gene Ontology annotation, molecular function: protein binding. Lineage: Eukaryota; Metazoa; Chordata; Lepidosauria; Squamata; Natricidae.